AUGACGGAUAAGAGCUUGACAUAUCAUACCCUAUUCCUUCGAAAGGCAGCCGAUGCUCGCUUUACAGAUGUAUCGGCAUCGAGGUCUUUAUGGUGGGGUAAGAAUGUUCCAGCGACGUUGCACUUCCUAGAAGCCUAUCCUAUCGUCCUGACCUCUGUUUUGAGCGGUGUCACUAAGAAUAUCGGCGAGGACGCCAAAACAUUGGUCAAAAAAUUGCAUGCGCGGUCACAGGCUACGAAGGGCGUCAUGAAGGCCUUCGGGAAAAAGGAUUUACCAAAGAGGGACAAGAAGAAUCUUCAGAAGUAUUGCGAGCAGUUUAAGGAUGCCAUCCCUGCUUCGGCAGAUACUGUUGGACAUGAUAUGGGAUUAGACCUGUAG
Messenger RNA from Orbilia oligospora ATCC 24927, 378 nucleotides. RefSeq lists its product as uncharacterized. The record is from RefSeq and is a predicted model, not a curated record. The coding region runs from base 1 to 378 and encodes 125 amino acids. The transcript is spliced from 3 exons. NCBI's taxonomy places the organism in Eukaryota, Fungi, Ascomycota, Orbiliomycetes, Orbiliales, Orbiliaceae.